Onychomys torridus (southern grasshopper mouse) is the source of this 1648-nucleotide messenger RNA. RefSeq names its product ATP-dependent DNA helicase DDX11-like. Gene Ontology annotation, biological process: establishment of sister chromatid cohesion. The transcript is spliced from 10 exons. The coding region runs from base 117 to 1430 and encodes 437 amino acids. Lineage: Eukaryota; Metazoa; Chordata; Mammalia; Rodentia; Cricetidae. Gene Ontology annotation, cellular component: nucleus. The record is from RefSeq and is a predicted model, not a curated record. Gene Ontology annotation, molecular function: hydrolase activity, acting on acid anhydrides, in phosphorus-containing anhydrides; DNA binding; DNA helicase activity.
UGGAAGGGUGUCUGGUAGCAGCAUGAGAGGCUCAUGUUAGGUCUUUCCUGGGCUGGAUUCUGCAAUACUAGUGUCUGAGCAGCAUCGUCAGAUGGAAUGUCCGGUCCUGGAAUAUCAUGUAUAAAUGGACAGGAUGUGGUCUCCGCUUGCCAGAAGAGAUAGAGCUGAGAGGGGAAAUCUGUGACAAGGCCAUGGCUGACGAAAGCCAGGAGAUGGGUGGCAUCCAUUUUCCUUUCCCCUUCCCACCCUAUCCUAUCCAGAAGGACUUCAUGGCGGAGCUCUACAAGGUUUUGGAGGCUGGCAAGAUUGGGAUCUUCGAGAGUCCAACUGGCACAGGCAAGUCCUUAAGUCUCCUUUGUGGGGCCCUCUCCUGGCUCCGUGACUUUGAACAGAAGAGAUUACAGGCAGAGGCUCGUCUCCUUGCACCUGGGACUGGCCCCACCUGUGGUGGGCAGAACUCGCUCCCAUCUUCCUCAUCUUGCCAAGAGCCCUCUGACACCCCGAGGCCUGGCAGAGAACCUGACUGGGUCACUGAAUUUGUUCAGAAGAAGGAAGAAAGGGACCUGGUGGAGAGGCUGAAGGAGGAGCAGGUGAAGAGAAGGAAGCAAGAGGAGCGUCUGCAGCAGGUCUGCCAGGACGGAAGAAGGUUCAGGUUUGCAGCUAAGCACAUGAAGAAGGAGGAAGAGGAGACCGAGACUCUCCUGUGCCUCAGCAGGGAGAUGCUGGCUGAAGGGACCUGGCCAGAACACCUGGAGCAGCUGGCAUGCAGGGAGGAGGAGCUGGUUCUGGCAGAAGUGGAUGAGGAGGAUGAGGAUGACUUGGAGGAAGAACAUAUAACCAAGCUUUAUUACUGCAGUCGGACACACUCACAGCUGGCCCAGUUCAUACAGGAAGUAUGGAAGAGCCCUUUUGGCAAGGAAACCUGGCUAGUCUCUCUUGGCUCUCGGCAGAACCUUUGUGUGAAUGAAGAUAUGAAAAGCCUGGGUUCUGUGCAACUUAUGAAUGACCGCUGUGUGGACAUGCAGAGAAGCAAACACGAGAAGAACGGAGCCGGGGAAGACAAGCCAAAGAGAAGGAGACAGAAAAUCCAGACCUCUUGCCCAUUCCAUAACCAUGAGCAGAUGCAGCUUCUCCGGGAUGAGAUUCUGUUGGAGGUGAAGGACAUGGAGCAGCUUGUGGCCCUUGGGAAGGAGGCACGGGCCUGCCCCUAUUACGGAAGCCGCUUUGCCAUCACUGCAGCCCAGUUAGUGGUGCUACCUUACCCAAUGCUGUUGCAUGCAGACACCAGACAGGCUGCAGGGAUCAGGCUACAAAGGCCAAGUGUCAUCAUCGAUGAGGCGCACAACCUGAUCGACACCAUCACCAACAUCUACAGCACAGAGGUCACUGGUUCGCAGGUGUGUCUGCCUCUUUCAUCUUGGGCAGAUUGACAUAGGUCAAUCCUUUAAAUGCCUGGGCCAGGAAUUCCUCUGGAUGUUGGGCUUGGUAGAGGCUGAGCUGAACCAAAACCUGUUCAUCAGCGAGUGUGAGGUUCUUGGUACCCAGCUUGAGCAGAGUGGCAUUUUCUGUCUACAGCUAUCCUUCAACCAGCAUGCUGCUAACUAGUUCUCUGUCAGUACAAGGGUGGCAUCGGGACCAGGAGUCUCAC